Molecule: messenger RNA, 2118 nt
Organism: Bubalus bubalis (water buffalo)
Lineage: Eukaryota; Metazoa; Chordata; Mammalia; Artiodactyla; Bovidae
Gene: SYNGR3
Product: synaptogyrin 3
Exons: 4
Coding region: 176-865 (229 amino acids)
Cellular component (GO): synaptic vesicle membrane; neuromuscular junction
Source: RefSeq, a predicted model, not a curated record
CCCCGCGCGUCCCCGCCGCAGCGGGCGCGCGCUCCCGAAAGGCGGCGGCGGCGGCAGCACUGGCCGCACCGGCAGCAUCAGCACUCGCAGCAUCCCCGGGCGGCCUCGGGCGGGGCCGGCCCGACGGAAAGGCGGACAGAGGGCCCUGGGGGCGCGCGGCCCGCCCAGGCUGGCCAUGGAGGGAGGCUCGUUCGGCGCGGGACGCGCGGGGGCAGCCCUGGACCCUUUGAGCUUCGCGCGGCGGCCCCAGACCCUACUGCGGGUCGCAUCCUGGGUGUUCUCCAUCGCCGUCUUCGGGCCCAUAGUCAACGAGGGCUACGUGAACGCCGACAGCGGCCCAGAGCUACGCUGCGUCUUCAACGGCAACGCGGGCGCCUGCCGCUUCGGAGUCGCGCUCGGCCUCGGGGCCUUCCUCGCCUGCGCCGGCUUCCUGCUGCUCGACGUGCGCUUCCAGCAGAUCAGCAGCGUCCGCGACCGGCGGCGCGCUGUGCUGCUCGACCUGGGCUUCUCAGGCCUCUGGUCCUUCCUGUGGUUCGUGGGCUUUUGUUUCCUCACCAACCAGUGGCAGCGCACGGCGCCUGGGCCGGGCACGGCGCAGGCGGGGGACGCGGCGCGCGCCGUAAUCACCUUCAGCUUCUUCUCCAUCCUCAGCUGGGUGGCGCUUACCGUGAAGGCCCUGCAGCGGUUCCGUCUGGGCACCGACAUGUCGCUCUUUGCCACCGAGCAGCUGGGUGCUGGGGCGGGCCAGACCUACCCGGGCUACCCGGUGGGCAGCGGUGUGGAAGGCACGGAGACCUACCAGAGCCCGCCCUUCACCGAGACCCUGGACACCAGUCCCAAAGGGUACCAGGUCCCUGCCUACUAGAGGCCAGCAGGCCCAGACGAGGCGCAAAGGCUGCCCCACCCAUGCAGGGUCCAAGGCCUCCUGGGGCCUCCCUCAGGUCCUCCCGGCCCAGCAGCAGGGAGUGGAUGCUGUGGGUCAUCUGGGGCCAAGAGAAGGUGGCCUCCAGGGUGCCUAGGCUAUGCCCCCCAAGUUCCUCCGGUCCCUUUAGUCCCCAGCUCAGGGCCAGAGGUCCUGAGGAGGGAACAUCAUGGCCCUGGGCACGUGUCCUCCAGCCUCAAAUGGACCAGUCUGGCAGGGAGCCAUUCCCCUUGUGAGCCAGCUAAGGCUCACCUGCCCACUCCGGGGUCAGAGGUCCAGCUGCCCUCCAUAGCCGGGUGCGGGGGCUGCCCUGGACUCGGGGUGCCUAGGGGAAGGGACACCGCCCUCACCCCGUGGCCCGGCAAGCGUGGCCAGUUCCCCACCCCCUGUCCCCGUGGAUAGUGGUGGUCCUCGCUCUGCCCUGGUGUCUCACCCUGCGGGGCCCCCUGCUCUCCCUGGAGCUGCCCCCGUUUCCUCUCACAGGCACACUAGAGUAGCCCGGCCCUGUGGAUGUUGUGAUUGUGGUCAAGUCUAAAGGUUUCAUCUUGUAGUUCCCCACAAGCAGCCCCUCUGUCUGUGGCCCCAGCUCCAGCCCUUACCUGCCUCAGCCCAGGCCCCUGCUGGGGUGCGGGCAGCUCUGGCCAGGAAAGCACAACAUGGCUAUAGGCCUGAGUAUCACCCUCUCGCAGCCUUUCAGUAAGACCUUGCCCCAGGGAGGCUCCAGACACUGGGUGCCUGCAGGACACGCCCCCCACAAGGAGAGGUCUCGAGGCUCCACCUGCCCGCCAUGCCCUGGAGACGGCCAUUCCCUGCAAACCCCUUUACAUAGGCCUCCUCGACUAGUCCAGCUCCCCACACUGCACCCCACUUUAAGGCCCAGCCCGAGGUGGGGGGGGGUCCCUUUGCAUAGCUGAGUACUCAUGCAUUGCUCGAAGCUGGCUUUUCACAUUAAGUCAAUACCAAAUGCGGUUGCCACAUUCAUUCUUACAGAUGCCUCUCUCAGGAGUUGCAGUUGAGUGACAACCCUGUACAUUGUAGCAUAGACCAAUUAUUUGUGGAUAUUUAAGUGAACAUGUUUACAAUUUUUGUAUAUAUGGAUCUCUCCUUCCCUCUUCUGAAAGAACAAUCCGUGAUUGUGUAUUUUCAGUGUCCCAUGUUCCAACUGCAACUUCUUUACAAUAAAGACGGUAAAUGAG